AUUACCAACCCACACAGCGUUUCCCCCAAGGGGGUAUCCCAUACUACAGGGCAGGUGCAUGGACUAGAAUUUAAUCCUGACAAACAACUCAGCGAAGUGAGAUCACCAUGCCCAUUUCACAGUCGGAGAAAAUGACGCACACUCCUCCUCAAGAAGUGGCCACCAUCAGCUGAUUUACAUAGAACUGCCACCUCAGCCUCAACCAGGACAGUUCAGGUCACAGAAAGGGGAACUGGACUGCAGGCCUGGAAGCCUGCACAAUGCCUGCCUGGGGGGCCCUGUUCCUGCUCUGGGCCACCGUAGAAGCCACAAAGGACUGCCCUGCACCAUGCACCUGCCAGGCCCUGGAAACCAUGGGGCUGUGGGUGGACUGCAGGGGCCGAGGGCUCACAGCCUUGCCUGCCCUGCCAGCCCACACCCGCCACCUCCUGCUGGCCAAUAACAGCCUUCGUUCUGUGCCUCCCGGUGCCUUCGACCACAUGGUCCAGCUGCAGACACUCGACGUGACACAGAACCCCUGGCACUGUGACUGCAGCCUCACCUACCUGCACCUCUGGCUGGAGGACCACACACCAGAGGCCCUGCUGGAUGUCCGCUGUGCCAGCCCCAGCUUUGCCACCCUCCACCCACUGGGCCAGCUCACAGGCUAUGAGCUGGGCAACUGCGGCUGGCAGCUACAGAAACCUUGGGCCUAUCCAUGGGUCUGGUGGGAUGUGGCACUGGUUGUUGUGGUCAUAAUGGGCCUGUUUCUCUUGGCAGGUAUACUGUGCACUGCCAGAGAGCCCCUGCUCCUAGGGUCGUUCUUCAGGCUGAGUGGCCAGGCCUGA
This is a messenger RNA of Eptesicus fuscus (big brown bat), 827 nucleotides long. RefSeq names its product glycoprotein IX platelet (gene GP9). Gene Ontology annotation, molecular function: protein binding. Bases 261 to 827 code for a protein of 188 amino acids. NCBI's taxonomy places the organism in Eukaryota, Metazoa, Chordata, Mammalia, Chiroptera, Vespertilionidae. The transcript is spliced from 3 exons. The record is from RefSeq and is a predicted model, not a curated record.